Zeugodacus cucurbitae (melon fly) is the source of this 1766-nucleotide messenger RNA. RefSeq names its product palmitoyltransferase ZDHHC3 (gene Dnz1). The coding region runs from base 312 to 1139 and encodes 275 amino acids. The transcript has 4 exons. Gene Ontology annotation, cellular component: Golgi apparatus; endoplasmic reticulum. Gene Ontology annotation, molecular function: protein-cysteine S-palmitoyltransferase activity. The record is from RefSeq and is a predicted model, not a curated record. NCBI's taxonomy places the organism in Eukaryota, Metazoa, Arthropoda, Insecta, Diptera, Tephritidae. Gene Ontology annotation, biological process: protein targeting to membrane; peptidyl-L-cysteine S-palmitoylation.
UAAUAAAUGUCAGCUUAAAACAAAACAGCAAAAGUAAAUUUUGUACAAGAUAUUAUAGUGAUGUUCAACAAAUAUUUGGCGUAAAUUUUUUUAAAACAAGUAUUACUACGAAAGUACAAAGUUAGAAUGUAGAAAAAUACCAGGCCCACUAGUAUGCAGUGACUUCAGACUUGGUUCUAGCAAGUUAUUUUUUCAUGCAAAUACGUACUUAAUUCGCAGUAGUAUCAACGUUUAGCAGUGUUAGGAAACUGUAACUUAAAUUAAAUUAAGAGUGGCUGCUGAGUAAUCGCUGGGUGGUGACAAAGGCAAUAAUGACUUUUAUACGAGAUCCUUGCGGCAUUGCGUGUCUAGUCAUCACCUAUGGCGCAGUUAUGUACGCGGACUAUGUGGUACUGCGCUGGAUCAUUCUGCAAACGAUGGAGGCUAGCAUUUGGGCACCCGUGCACGUAAUACUAUUCAAUACAGUUGUUUUUCUGUUGUGUAUGUCACAUCUGAAAGCCGUAUUAUCAGAUCCUGGACGCGUGCCAUUGCCGGCAAAUCGCCUAGACUUUUCAGAUAUGCAUACAACUGGAAAAAAUAACAAUGGUGGUGGCAGUGAAUGGACUGUUUGCACACGCUGCGAGACAUAUCGUCCACCCCGUGCACAUCACUGUCGCAUAUGCAAACGUUGCAUACGACGCAUGGAUCAUCAUUGUCCGUGGAUUAAUAACUGUGUUGGUGAACGAAAUCAAAAAUUUUUUCUACAGUUUCUAUUCUAUGUUGGCAUGCUAUCCAUAUAUUCCGUUGGUUUGGUGGGCUACAGUUUUGUAUACCCUUGCGACGACUGCAAUAUAUCUACACUAGAGACACAAACUAGAAUGUUGCACAGUGUUAUUCUCUUAUUGGAAUCGGCUCUUUUUGGUCUCUUUGUCUUGGCUAUAAUGGUCGAUCAAAUGCAUGCUAUAUUGCACGAUGAAACCGCAGUGGAGGCUGUACAGUCAAAGGGUAAAGGCCUACAGCGUUCCAGCCGUCGCCAAUUUCGUUUGUUUGCUGAAGUUUUCGGACGCGGGCAUCCAGCUUGUUGGCUGUUGCCAUGUACAAGUUUCAAUUCAUCGCCGCGUUACAAUGACACCCCGCUAUUGAUGAGCUAUGAUGUUUAAGCAAAAGAACAAAAACAAAAAAACAAAGGGAAUUUUAUGACUGCACUGCGCUAGGUAUACAAACAAGUGCAACAUUUUACGAUUUGAAUUUAUGUCAAUUUUUAGUUAGAAUAUCUAGGUGCUUUUGUUGUCUAUUUUUUUAGUUAUUGUUAUAUGUUUAAUGUAAUUAAAUAACAGUUUAAUUUAUAAUUUAAAUUAUAAUAUUCCGACCUCCGUGCGAAAAGCAGUAUAUGCGGUUGCUAUACUAUUCUAAGACGUAUUAAAUAUAUAUAGAUUAUAAUACAACUCACAUAGUAAUAUUUAUUAUAGUUUAAUUUAAGAUAUGUUCCAUAUUUUAAUGCUAUGAUUUACUCGUUAGGAAAUAAGCUCGUCGAUUGUGUAUUUACAAUAACAAUCGCAAACAAGUUUAGCGUAAAUGGAUAUUAUAGUUAUUAGCAUAAGCAGCCGUAGGGUCUGCAUCAUGAAUCAAAACCAAUACUUCUUACAAUUGAUUGUUGCACUCACAUCAAGUGAUUUGCAUUUAUUGGAAGAACUUUUUGUAUGUAUUUGAAUGAAGACAGGCUGCAUUUAAGUACUAAGUGUCGAAAAUAAAAAAAAAAACAAUAUUUUAGUGAAAAAUCUAUCAUA